Parnassius apollo (apollo) is the source of this 2124-nucleotide messenger RNA. The record is from the annotation of a GenBank genome assembly. Lineage: Eukaryota; Metazoa; Arthropoda; Insecta; Lepidoptera; Papilionidae.
AUGGCAAAGUGUGGAACCUGUGGGCGCUUCCUGAAUUCGGCAGACGCUGUAGGUUGUUGUAACUGUAAGGUUAUACACCACCGAGGUUGCGUUGCGAUCUCUGAAGGAACUCGCGUGCCUAGCAAUUGGGUGUGCUCGAAUUGCAAGAUAAAACCACCGCGUCAGGGCAACAUUUCGUCGGUCCCUGUAACACCUGCACAAUCGAGGGUUCUCGUUAGUACCAGGGAUACUGCCGAUACCAUAGCCUGUGGCAGUGAUAAUGAAGUCACGCCCACCAACAAGUCGGCGGAGCUGAGUGAACUUGUAGCUGAAAUGCGCUUUCUCCGGAAUGAAAUAACAGCUAUGAGGAGUGAGCUUAAGGACUACAGAACGGAGAUUGCAGGUUUUCGUAGCUCUCUGGAAAACCUUAACGUACGGGUUGACAGCACCGACGAGCGGGUCACCUUGCUUGAAAAGAAGUUGGUUGAGACCUCAACUUCAAACCACUCAUAUGAGUCCAUUAUUCAGGACCUUAGGUCACAAAUAAAUGAACGUGACCAAGACAUGUUGCAUGAUGAUGUUGUGCUGUCUGGUCCUGUUUGCGGUGGACAAUGUUGCGGUCGAAGAAGGGAGUCGCAGCUCAGAGACGUUCUCAAGAAAAUGAUGGAGGAUCGGGCAGUAUCGGCAACGAGACCCAUAACGGAGUUACUCCUCGCUACGAGGCGAACGUUACAAGAUCACCUAACGGCGCUCUCUCAUCAAUCGCAAAACAAAACCUCUGUGCUGUUUUUGCAACUCUACCGAGUCCACGCAUCGCGCGCAAAAGCUCCUCUGUCGGCGCUCUAUGACGACAUACGAAUAUUGCUUCGAUCGGACUCUGAACAUGACGUCACUAGUGUAGACAUAAUCUCUUCGCCACCAAAGGAUUUGGCGGCAAGCACGAGGAAGUUCUUCCGCGACGUGUUCCCCGUGGCGUACCAGAAUGUGUUGAAGUUAGAUGCGAAGCAAUUUACACCUGAAUACGAAGCGUGUUUGCAAGACGCGUAUGACGCUGUAAAGCCGUUCGGUGAAGUACCACAACAGCUGGGAUCGUCGCUCUCGCGAUCUCUUGAAGCAGCUAGAGUUCUCCUGCAGGUGUUAGCUGUGGGAGCAAAUGCGUUAACCGCCAGUGAGCAAGUGCUGAUGAGUUCCAACGAGGAAUGCCAGAAUAUAUUGCUACGGGCAGGUGGAUGUCCUCACUGUCGAGGUCACGAAGUCAGACCCUGCCAAAAUUACUGUCUUAACAUCGCAAGGGGAUGCAUUGGAUCUCUGGUGGCAGAACUCGAUGCGCCAUGGACGGGUUACGUAGAGGGCGUAGAACGAAUGGCUCGGGCGGACGCGGAUGCUGCGUUGAGGGCGCUCGAUGCCAGGGUCUCGGAGGCCAUCAUGCAUGCACUUGAAAACCAUGCCAUGUUGGAAAAAAAGGUGCGACAAGAAUGCGGGUCUCCAACAACGAUAGAUAUUUCUGGUCUCACAGCACCGACUCCGACACCAGGUGCAGCCAGACGUGAUGCCUUACGAGCUCCCCCUCCCGAUACUGAGCUCCUACAGUUUGCUGCUACCCUGGCUGCUAGUAAGAAAAUCUUCUCAAGCUUAGCUGAUAAGCUAUGUGAUGAACCUGAAUUUGCAACUGAAGGAAAUUCGGAAUGUUGGAAUGGAGAAUCGGUUGGAGAGUACACAAAAUCGCUAGUGGCUUCAGCUUCGAUCAGCGAUCAAAAAUACAACCCCGAGCUUACUGCAGGCUCAAAACAGGACUUAAGGGUAGCCGCACUAGGAGACAAAUUACGUCAGGCUAGACAAUUGCUGGUCUCCCACUCAUGGGGCAGUUCUCCAGCGGCGGAAGCAUUCAUGCAAGGUGACGAAGCUGGCGACGAAGGGUCAGGCUCGGGCCGAAGCUAUACAGAUGAUGAUGCAGCUUAUGACGCAGAGGGCUCUGGUGAGGAAGGCUCUGGAGAACAGGAUGUCGGAAGCAGAACAUAUGUCCACGAAGACAAUUCGUACUCGUCGACGGAGAAGACGUCUACCGCGGCCACUAAGUCGCGACCUCUGCUCCCGUUCACGUUUGCUGCAGCCGUGUUCUUGCGUCUCGUCAGCUGCCUCACUUAA